AUGCAGUCUUUCUAUACUUCAGAUUCGCAGUCGUUUAUCGGUGUUAAUUACGGGCAAGUUGCCGACAACCUUCCGCCACCGGAGGCGACGGUGAAGCUUUUGAAGUCUACGAGCAUCCAGAAGGUGCGGCUGUACGGCGCCGACCCGGUGAUCAUUAAGGCUCUUGCGAAUACUGGGAUUGGUAUCGUGAUCGGCGCCGCCAAUGGGGAUAUUCCGGCUCUGGCGUCCGACCCAAACUUUGCGGGUCAGUGGGUCGGAUCCAACGUACUUGCGUACUAUCCGGCCAGCAAAAUUAUAGUCAUCAAUGUCGGUAACGAGGUCAUGACAUCGGGAGAUCAGGCUCUCAUUUCCCAACUACUGCCCGCCAUGCAAAAUGUCCAAAACGCCCUCAAUGCAGCUUCACUAGGUGGAAAGAUUAAGGUGUCGACUGUACAUUCUAUGGCCGUAUUAAGUCAGUCUGAUCCGCCCUCGUCGGGUGCUUUCAACCCAGGGCUUGGCGAUGCGUUGAAAGCCUUAUUGAAAUUUCAAAGUUCAAAUGGUUCGCCUUUUAUGAUUAAUCCAUAUCCUUUCUUUGCCUACCAAAGUGAUCAGAGGCCUGAAACAUUGGCAUUCUGUCUAUUCCAACCAAACGCUGGACGAGUGGACUCAGGAAAUGGUAUUAAGUACAUGAACAUGUUUGAUGCCCAGGUCGAUGCUGUACGAUCUGCCUUGAAUGCAGUGGGAUUUAAGGACGUUGAGAUUGCAGUUGCUGAGACGGGGUGGCCUUACAAAGGAGACUCCAAUGAAGCUGGUCCUAGUUUGGAAAAUGCGAAAGCGUAUAAUGGAAACUUGAUAAGCCACCUGAGGUCAAUGGUUGGAACCCCACUUAUGCCCGGGAAAUCUGUUGAUACCUAUAUCUUUGCACUCUAUGACGAGAAUUUGAAACCUGGGCCGGGAUCAGAGAGGUCAUUUGGACUUUUUAUGCCUGAUCUUUCCAUGACUUAUGAUGCCGGUCUCUCAAAGAGCGCACAGACUCCUUCGCCAACGCCCGUGACUCCUACUCCCACUCCAACGACCCCUACAACUCCAGCGACACCGGCUCCAAAAGCAGUAGCUGGUUGGUGUGUGCCAAAGCCGGGAGUAUCUGAUGCUCAAUUGCAGGCAAAUCUUGACUAUGCCUGUGGCCAGAAUAUUGAUUGUAGUCCAAUUCAACCUGGUGGUGCCUGUUUUGAACCAGUUACUGUAGCAUCACAUGCUGCUUAUGCAAUGAAUCUUCUAUAUCAAUCGGCUGGCAAGAAUCCAUGGAACUGCGACUUCAUGCAGACUGCCACACUCUCUACUACUAAUCCUAGUUACAAUGCUUGCACUUACCCUGGAGGAAGUACAUGA
This is a messenger RNA of Fraxinus pennsylvanica, 1368 nucleotides long. The record is from the annotation of a GenBank genome assembly. NCBI's taxonomy places the organism in Eukaryota, Viridiplantae, Streptophyta, Magnoliopsida, Lamiales, Oleaceae.